Messenger RNA from Elephantulus edwardii (Cape elephant shrew), 1935 nucleotides. It is a transcript of the gene THEMIS2, whose product is annotated as thymocyte selection associated family member 2. The record is from RefSeq and is a predicted model, not a curated record. Lineage: Eukaryota; Metazoa; Chordata; Mammalia; Macroscelidea; Macroscelididae. The coding region runs from base 1 to 1935 and encodes 644 amino acids. Gene Ontology annotation, biological process: T cell receptor signaling pathway. The transcript has 6 exons.
AUGGACCCGGUGCCGCUGGAAGACUUCGUGCGCGCCCUGGACCCCGCCUCGCUCCCGCGUGUGCUGCGCGUGUGCUCGGGGGUCUACUUCCAGAGCUCCAUCUACGAGAUGUCUGGGAAUGAGUGCUGCCUCUCCACCGGGGACCUGAUCAAGGUCACACAGGUCCACCUCCAGAAGGUGAUCUGUGAGAACCUGAGCAUGGGUCAGAUUAUAGAGCUGGAGCCCAACUUCCAGGGCCACUUCAGCCCCCUCGUUUGCCCCCAGAGCUACAGGACCCUGGAGGAGCUGGUCACAGCCACUAACCAGAGCUGUAGGUCACUGCCCAUUUGCUUCAUAUCGGCCCACACCAUUACCAUAAAAGGCAGGGUGGUGCCCGAGAACCAACCCCUCACACUUGAGGCAGUGGAGAUGCACCUGGGGACCUGCUGUGCCCGCUGUGUCCUGAACACAGGUGCCCAGGAGGCCAUUCUCUACCUCCCCCUGUCCCAGAAGGGGGUCUUCUGGCAAUGGGAGCCUGGAGCACCCCGGACCCUGCUCCAGGCCCUGCAAGACCCAUCGCUGAGGGGCCUCCCCUUCAUCUGCUCCACACUGUCCUGCAGCAACAUAAUCCUGAGGCCCCAGUAUGAAGUCCAUGCCAUCAUGCACAUGCGCAGAGCCAUCGUCAAGAUCCCCUCCACACUGGAGGUCGACGUGGAAGACGUCACCGCCUCCUCCCAGCACAUCCAUUUCAUCAAACCCCUGCUUCUCAGUGAGGUGCUGGCCCAGGGUGGCCCCUUCCCCCUGCCUGUGGAGAUCCUGGAAGUUCCAGAAGGGCCCCCCAUCUUCCUCAGCCCAUGGGUGGGCUCUCUGCAGCAAGGCCAGAAACUCUGGCUCUAUGGCCAGGCCUCACCAUCCUGGCGGGUCCUGGCCUCCAGCAAGGGCCGCAAGGUGCCCAGACACUUCAUGGUUUCAGGGGCAUACCAGGGCAAGCUGCGGCGGCGGCCCCGGGAGUUCUCCACUGCCUACGACCUCCUGGCUGCCCUCCAGCCGGGCCAGCCCCUCCGGGUGGUGGCCACGAAGGACUGUGAGGGGGAGGGGGAGGAGAACCCAGAGUUCAUUUCCCUGACUGUGGGUGACAGACUGGAAGUGUUGGGGUCUGGCCAGGCCUAUGGCGCCCAUAACAGGGAAGUGGAUGUUCUGGUGUGCCAACGGCUGAGUGACCUGGACAAAGAGGAAGAGGAAGAGUGUGAAGAGGAAGGAGAGGACAAAGAAAGGUUUCUGCUGCCCCUCUACUUACCCGGCAGCUUUGUGGAGGAGAUGAACGAUGGCCGACGUUAUGGCCUGGAGGACCUGAUGGCCCAGUUGUCAUUGCCUUGCGAGGUCAAGGUGGUGGCCAAGGACGCCAGCCACCCCACUGACCCUCUGACUUCCUUUCCGGGCCUGCGGCUGGAAGAGAAAAUCACUGAGCCUUUCCUGGUGGUAGGCCUGGGCGCUGAGCCCCGUAUGUGCUUUGAGAUCCCUCCCCGAUGGCUGGAUCUGAUGGUGGUGGAAGUGCAGGAACAGCAGAGCCCGCCAGCUGGACCGACCUCUGUUGCCACCGUGGAGGAAGUGACAGAAGCCUUCUACUACCGCCUUCGGAAGUUACCAGCCUGUGACAGCCAGCGCCCCCCACCCAGACCCCCCAAAAAGCAGGCCGCCAGCGAGCAAAAGCAACAGAACAGCACAGAGAAAAGAACAAAGUCUUCUCAAGAUUUAAGCCUCAAGCAAACCCCUCCGUUGGCCAAAUCCAAGAUGAGUAAGACCCUGCCAGAGUUCUCCAAGGACAGUUCAACUGUGCACAGCAUUUCUUCCCACAAGAAGGGUCCUGUGUCCACUAAAUUCAACACGCGGAAUCCAGAUAAUGAUGAACAUGAUUACGAAGAAAUAGUCGACAAGUUGAAGAAGAAAACCAUCUAG